AUGAGCUUGGCCUCCGACUUUCCCCGCAUAGAGAUGCAGCAAGCAUCGCCGUUUUGCCGUAGAUUUGCGGAUGACAUAAGAGGACGACGCAAUCAACCUGACCCUGACUCGGGCAUUGCUGAACGAUCCCCCCCGUAUCACGCCUUAUCUUAUGUCUGGGGGGACCCGACACCCACUGCAACGGUCGACCUCGAUGGAAGCCCAUUGCCCAUCGGAAGCAAUCUCAAUGGUGCCCUUCUUCGUCUGCGCCAGAACGGGGUAGUGGCCUGGUUAUGGGUAGAUGCUAUCUGUAUCGACCAGAACAAUCACGAGGAGAGGAGCUGGCAGGCGGCUCAGAUGCGCGAUAUCUUCGCCCAGGCCAGUUUAGUCUACAUCUGGCUUGGGGCCGAUUACAACAACAGCGAACUUGUCCUGGAUACAACGCAACGCAUCGGUCAAGACGCUCUAGACGCUGGCAUUCUCGACUUGUGGGAUGACUGGCCGUUCCGGCUGGACACAGGGUCCGAAAAUGUGGGAGACGACAAGGCUCUCUCGUUCCUGGCCGAGCUGUUGAACGACGAAGCACUCCGGUGCCCCGACUUGUCAAAGGCCAUAAUGGACCUCCUGGGCCGCGCAAACUGGUUCCGGUCCUGGAUCACGCAGGAGCUCGCCCUUCCUCGCACCGGCCUCAUCCUAUGCGGCUCUCGGCACGUCUCCCUCGACGCUCUCGACGCGGCCCUGAGUGCCGUCUACUUCGCCAAAGUCGGCCGCUUCGCCAGACAGCUUCCGAAAUGGCGGGACUUUGGUGCGGGCCUCGGGAACAACGCCUUUCACAUCCGCGGCUUGGUCGCGCGCCGUCAGCAUCGACGGGGCCAGGGCGCCGAUCUCGCCGAGUUCCUCCUGGCAGACCUCCGGAGCGCGCCCGACAGGCCAUUCUACGCCGCCACUGAUGCCCGCGACGUCAUAUUUGGGUUGCUAGACAUUGCUGCCGACACGGCUCAUCUACAACUGUGCCCAGACUACAGCAAGACGGUUGCUCAGGUGUACACUAUGGCCACGAAGGCCAUGAUCGAGCGAUGGGUAGAGAUUUACCCCAUCAGCUAUCGGAACUACUUCAGGAGCUCGGGAGACAGGCUCCAGCCGCCGGUCACUGAUACCAAUGACCCAUAUGGAAGGAUACUCCGUCGGCGCGGAUGCCUCGUCGAUACAGUGUCCGCCGUACUCGUAAUCGAGCCGUCCAACCAUGGCACUGUGACGCUUGCGGCGGCCCUGGCCUCCCAAGACUUGAUAUCUCGCACUUGUGUGUCGAUUCUAGAAUUCGCCGAGCCCAAUCUGAAAGUUGGUGCUCCAGAGACCGCACUCUGGCGCACCCUCGUGGGUGGUUGGAUGGGCGAUACAAGAUGUGGCAGCGAAUUCGACGCUCUCGCCCCCAAAGCAUUCCGUCAAGAGCCGGUGCCAGUCUCGUCUCUCACCGGCGAACAGUUGGCAUACAUAUUUCGCAACACUUAUCCUUACCCACUCGAUUCGAAACAGGUGACAGACUCGGAGCUUCAGGCUCUUGUGGACGCGUUUUGCGAUAGGAUAGUAGGCAACGCUGCAUCAAGAAGCGGUGGGAAGACGCUAUUUGUGACUGCGGGAGGCAAGUUUAGACUGGGUCCAGAGAAUGUAAUGAGAGACGACGCGGUGACCAUCCUCUUUGGUACCCAAGUGCCGAUAAUCCUCCGACCUUCGGGAGAGUGUUUCACGUAUUUGGGAGAUGCUUACGUAGACCAGGUUAUGGAUGGCGAGUUCAUGACAGGAUGCCCGGUAGAGGACGACUUUGAUAUCAUGUAA
Molecule: messenger RNA, 1812 nt
Organism: Colletotrichum destructivum
Lineage: Eukaryota; Fungi; Ascomycota; Sordariomycetes; Glomerellales; Glomerellaceae
Product: Putative heterokaryon incompatibility
Exons: 3
Coding region: 1-1812 (603 amino acids)
Source: RefSeq, a predicted model, not a curated record